UGUCUUUGUUAUUUAUCAACCCAUUGAGGGUCCACAUACAAUAUAUAUACAACAAUGCCAGUAUAUAUAUAAGGGCAGACUAAGUGAGAUUCCUCAUCUUUCUUUGUAUGCAUGCAUAUAUGGUCGUCGCAUAAAGUGUCUCAACUCAUCAAACCAACGCGUUAUCUGCUUCACAGCCCUCAAACACCAUGGGCGCAUUACUCUCACUUCCAGUAGUGGGCUACCUGCUCCUGCCCACACUCGGCACCUACUCAACCUCUCUCAACCUCUUAUUCUUCUACAUGACUUGGUCAACCCUUGUCCUCACACAAUCCCAGCUCCGCGUCGAGGUUAUUGGCACCCUCGCCGUGCGCGCCCUCUUCUUCCUACUCCCCGCAGCCUUCUUCCUCCUCUUCGACACAAUCAUACCGAGCUUGGCAGUAGGCCUUAAGAUCCAGGGCGCCCCAGCGUUACCAACCCGGACUGGCGGCGUGCAAGGCGCAAAAAAGAGCAAGGGCACGCCGCCGUGGUGGCAGGUUAUUGGGGUCAGCUUGUUCAACAUACUUCUGUCCGUCGGGAUACAAGUCGCCGUAGAGUUCCUCUUCACUGAGGUUCUCCACAUGCGCAGCGCCAUGAAGAUUACCACCACACUCCCAAUGCCGUGGUCGAUAGCAAAGGACGUCCUCCGAGGACUUGUCAUAAGAGAAGUCCUCCAAUACUACAUCCACCGCUUCCUCCACCGCCCCGCCCACCCCAACAUCUUCUCCACGCUCCACAAGCAAUGGAACCACUCCAUCACAGCCCCCUACUCCUUCACCGCCUACUACGACCACCCCCUCCCCCACCUGCUCCUGCACUUCCUCCCCCUCUACCUCCCCACCCUCCUCUUCCGCCCCCACAUCCUCACGCACCUCCUCCUCCUCGCCCUCACCACUCUAGAAGAAACCCUCGUCGCAUCCGGCUACGCCACGCUCCCCGGCAUCAUGCUGGGCGGCAUCGCGAGACGGCAGGAUCGACAUAUGCAGAGUCGUGGUAGGGGAAAUUUUGCGCCGUGGGGGUUUAUGGAUUGGUUGCAUGGGACGAGUGUGGGGGGGGAUGUGAUGGAGGAUGUGAGGGAUGAGGCGGAGAAACAUCAGGUUAGGGAGAGAGCGGGGGGGAUGCUGGAUGAGGCGGCGGAGAAGGGCAGGGAGGGGGUGAAGGCGUUGAGGGGGAGGAGGAAGAAGCAGCAUGCUUAGGGGGUGGGAGUAGAUAGUUUUGGGGAUUUUUAGAAAUAUAUCCUUUGUUUAUGUUGGCUGACAUAUAUUUUGCUAUGAGAGCGAAGUUAUGUGCCUGGCCAAGCAAGAAAGUCUAUCAUCGAAAACUGGGAAGAAGAACUCAGACAGAUCUUUGAUGAUGCACAUAAAUUUCAGGCUCUUAUAUUAAUCCACGAUACAGGAUCGUGGUAGAGGCUUCUGGGUGUCAACUGUCGUGAUAUUUCCUGUCAGCACCAGUGUAUACUGCUGCCACCAACCUCCAUCCUGUCAUCGUUUCUCUUGAAAGAAACGAUGUCACUCUCGCUGUUGCAGAUUCCUACUAUCUGCGAGGUGAAGACGUCCAUCUACAGCAGCAAAUGAGGAUAGCUCGUGGUUCUCGGGGUCGAUGCACCUGAAGCGGGAUGCCAGCUUGCAAACUGUUUCUUUCAUUCUGCCUGAGCAAUAUCGGUCUAAUUCAACAAG
Molecule: messenger RNA, 1694 nt
Organism: Pseudogymnoascus verrucosus
Lineage: Eukaryota; Fungi; Ascomycota; Leotiomycetes; Thelebolales; Thelebolaceae
Exons: 2
Coding region: 189-1214 (341 amino acids)
Biological process (GO): ergosterol biosynthetic process
Molecular function (GO): iron ion binding; C-4 methylsterol oxidase activity
Source: RefSeq, a predicted model, not a curated record